CCUCCCCGAGCGGCCCCAGCUGCUUCCCCGCCUCCUGCGGGGGCCGGGGAGGCCCGGGAGGAGGAGCCGCCGCCUCCCGCUUCCUCCGCCCGUCCCCGCCGGGCGGGUCUGGUGCGUGGCACAGGCUCCGGCAGCUCCGGAGCUUUCUAGAGCCGCCGGUCGGUGUCGGCUCCCGGGCCGCCUCCAUGGUGCCUCCGGCGGUGCUGCUGCCCUGGGCGGUGCUGGCGCUGCUCUGGCCGGGGGGCGGCGGCGCCUCCGCACAGGAAGAAAACCUGCUGGUUCUUACUGUUGCCACCAAGCAGACCGAGGGAUUCCAGCGCUUUAGAAGAUCAGCCCAAUUCUUCGACUACAAAAUCCAGGUGCUGGGGCUGGAUGAGGAAUGGCAGGGUGGAGAUGACAAGAAGCCAGCAGGAGGUGGGCAGAAGGUUCGUCUCUUGAAAUCGGCUUUGAAGCAGUAUGCAGAUAAGGAAGACUUGAUCAUCCUUUUCAUAGACAGCUAUGAUGUGCUCUUUGCAUCAGGCCCCACAGAACUGCUGAAGAAGUUCAAACAAGCCAAGAGCAAGGUGGUCUUCUCAGCAGAGAACUACAUCUAUCCUGACAGAAAGUUGGAAGCCAAGUACCCUCAGGUGCGAGAUGGAAAGCGCUUCCUGGGUUCUGGAGGUUUCAUAGGUUAUGCUCCAAACCUAAAGAAACUUGUGGAGGAGUGGAAAGGGAAGGAUGAUGACAGUGACCAGCUCUUCUAUACCAAUGUCUUCUUGGAUCCAGAAAAAAGGGAAAGUAUCAACAUCAGUCUAGACCAGAGAAGCCGGAUCUUCCAAAACCUAAAUGGAGCAUUAGAUGAGGUAGUUAUGAAGUUUGAAAACUCACGAGUGAGAGCAAGAAACUUGUUAUAUGACACUCUGCCCGUGGUGAUUCAUGGAAAUGGACCCACCAAGCUGCAGCUGAACUACCUGGGGAACUACAUUCCUCAAAUAUGGACAUUUGAGACGGGCUGCACUGUGUGUGAUGAAGGUCUGCGCAGCCUCACAGGCUUUAAGGAUGAAGCGUUGCCAAUUAUUCUGAUCGGCAUUUUCAUCGAGCAGCCCACCCCAUUCCUCUCCCAGUUUUUCUUACGGCUUCGUAACCUUCAUUACCCAAAGCAACGAAUCCAGCUCUUCAUUCAUAACCACGAGGAACAUCACUCCAUGCAGGUGGACUCUUUUGUUGAAGAGCAUGGCAAAGAAUAUCUAGCCAUCAAAAUGAUUGGACCAGAUGAUGAGGUGGAGAAUGCUGUGGCACGUAACUUGGGCAUGGAUUUGUGCAGAAAGGAUCCUGACUGUGACUAUUACUUUAGCCUGGAUGCUGAGAUAGUUCUGAAGAACACGGAGACUCUAAGGAUCCUGAUCGAACAGAACAAGAUGGUGAUUGCCCCGCUGGUGAGCCGUCAUGAGAAGCUGUGGUCAAAUUUCUGGGGUGCGCUGAGCCCUGAUGGAUACUACGCCCGUUCGGAAGAUUAUGUGGAUAUUGUUCAAAGGCGGAGGGUCGGGCUUUGGAAUGUUCCCUACAUCAGCAGCGUUUACAUGAUUAAAGCCAAGGCUCUGCGAUCGGAGCUUGACCAGACAGAUCUGUUCCACAGUGGCAAGCUGGAUGCUGACAUGGCUUUCUGCCACAACGUUCGGAAUCAGGGAGUCUUUAUGUACCUGACAAAUCGGCAUCAGUUUGGACACAUACUGUCCCUGGAGAAUUAUCAGACAACUCACCUCCACAAUGACCUCUGGCAGAUAUUCAGCAAUCCUGAGGACUGGAGAGAAAAGUACAUCCAUGAAAACUACACAGCAGCGCUGAAAGGGAAAUUGGUAGAAGUGCCCUGCCCAGACGUUUACUGGUUCCCCAUAUUCACUGACACUGCCUGUGAUGAGCUGGUGGAAGAAAUGGAACAUUAUGGCCAGUGGUCCACAGGUGACAACACGGACAGCAGAAUACAGGGAGGAUAUGAGAACGUCCCAACUAUUGACAUACACAUGAACCAAAUUGGUUUUGAAAGAGAAUGGUAUAAGUUUCUCCUGGACUAUAUUGCACCCAUUACUGAGAAGCUGUAUCCAGGAUACUAUACCAAGGCUCAGUUUGAGCUGGCCUUUGUAGUUCGCUACAAACCUGACGAGCAGCCGUCUUUAAUGCCCCAUCACGACGCUUCCACCUUUACCAUUAACAUUGCUUUGAACCGAGUUGGAAUAGACUAUGAGGGAGGAGGCUGCCGGUUCCUCCGCUACAAUUGCUCCAUUCGAGCUCCGCGGAAGGGGUGGACCCUUAUGCAUCCAGGACGCCUGACCCACUAUCACGAAGGUCUUCCAACCACCAAAGGAACCCGUUAUAUCGCAGUGUCUUUCCUUGACCCCUAGAGCCAUGUUUCACAGGAAGGACCUUUCCCUGGCCCUGCUCACUGCUGACUUUGAGUGGAAACAGGGAAUGCUACUGAGAGUUUCUAAGGCAUUGAUCAAAGCUAUUUGGAUAUUGAUUUUUAACAAUAUUUUAAGACUCCACUACUGGAAGAUCUCUCUCUCUGAUACUGCAGGUAAUAUCUAGGAAUAUUGCUGUAGAAUUUGGAAGGAGAUUCUGUGCCUUCGUUUUUGAUUCUGCUCCUCAUCCGCUGUGUCUUGGAAAUGCGAUUUACUUGAACCUUCACUGAUUGAUUGGCUUUACAAAAAUGCUUUCUUGGACUGGAAAUGCAGCUUUUUGGAGGCAAGUCACAAGCUCCCUCUCCAAGUAGCUGAAAGCCCAUUUUCAUCCACAGCAUAUAUAUGGGACUGGACAGUAAUUCCUGGAUACAAUUCCAAAUGUAAACCAAUCGGGGAGCUGACUCCAGGAGUCAUAGCAGUUAAAUGUUAUACCAGAUGAAACUCAGUAAUAAGAGCCUGAAGAUCAUCUGAUUCUUUACCUCUUUGCAGUCCUUGGAAGCAUAUCACAAAGGUCAGACAGCAGCAGUGGCAAUAUAAGUGCUUCUGGUUAGCUAAAGGAAAGUCCGCUGAUGAUAUUUUACCUCUGGGGUUAGACUGAAGAGAUAAAAGCCUCCCUGUUUUCUGUUACUGUAGCUAAAAGGAGUGUGCGUACCCAGACAAACACAGACCAUGUCAGUGUGUGUAGAUAAAAUCUAAGAAAGGGAAGGCUGAGAACAACUGGAUCAGUCAGGAGGGCUUCACUGCUCGGUCCUCUCAGCUCUGUCCCGUGUUCAGAUUGUCAAAAGCUCUGAUCAGUCUGGAUAAUAACCCAGAGGCCCCAGUGGCCUCAUUCCAGUUCUCAGUGAUAGUUUUGAUAAUUGUCUUUGCAUCCAACUUGAGUAGGCCAUCAGAGAGCUGUUCUCUGCUACUUAGAGGAAAUCCGUAUUUAGUGUUUCUUAUUUGAGAUUCCAAACCAAAAUGCAAAUUCCCUGCUUCUGCAGUGGGGUCCAGGCUGAUAGAAAAGGGUGUUUGGAAAGUGCUGAGAGAUCAUGGUGAGCUGGUAGGUAUAAAAAUCUGCCUAGACUAGGCCCAUGGUUAGAGGGGGAAUUGGGAGAAGCCUUUUCUGCCGUUGCCUGGGGGAUAUUUGCUCUGCUUCUCAGUGUUACGCUCUGGGCUUCUCAGACUAAUUGGUUUCACAAGCAGUAAAUUAAUAUCAUGAUUGUCCUUAGGAAAAAAUAUCAUCUUCGUUCUCUGUGUUUUCAGUUUUACUGUCUAAUUGCCAGGUUCGUCUCAGACAGGUUGCAUUAAUGCAGGAAGAAUAGCUUUAGACCUGUAAACUCUAGCAGGGAACUUUAUACAAUUUGAUGGACCUGAGGAAGGCAACAUUGACCCUUUUUUGCUGCUUUCCACGUGCUUUUUAGGUCUGUUUCAAGGCUACACACUCACACGUGCACAAGGGAGAAAAAUCCAGGCAGGGACAAUCAAUCUGAAAAAUAAAACAAUAAUAAAUCUUGUUAAGUGAAGUCAGAACUGUUAUCAAAUGGAAGGCUGUGAUAGGCCAAUCGUUGACAUGUCAAAAAUGUGUAUGUAUUUAUUCAGCAAGUUUUUUUUUCACUUA
Molecule: messenger RNA, 4032 nt
Organism: Columba livia (rock pigeon)
Lineage: Eukaryota; Metazoa; Chordata; Aves; Columbiformes; Columbidae
Gene: PLOD1
Product: procollagen-lysine,2-oxoglutarate 5-dioxygenase 1
Exons: 19
Coding region: 186-2378 (730 amino acids)
Biological process (GO): peptidyl-lysine hydroxylation
Cellular component (GO): endoplasmic reticulum
Molecular function (GO): iron ion binding; procollagen-lysine 5-dioxygenase activity; L-ascorbic acid binding
Source: RefSeq, a predicted model, not a curated record